This is a messenger RNA of Rubroshorea leprosula, 503 nucleotides long. The record is from the annotation of a GenBank genome assembly. NCBI's taxonomy places the organism in Eukaryota, Viridiplantae, Streptophyta, Magnoliopsida, Malvales, Dipterocarpaceae.
UGUUUGCAGCCGCGGUCACUUACAGCUCCACGAACAUCAUGGACCCAUUUCUACCAAAAAAAAAACCGUCAUGGACCCAGAACACUAUCGCUCGCAACUAAUACCAUCGAUUGAGAAAUCCGACGUGUACUCUUCUGGUGUGGUCAUGUUUGAUAGUUGUGUGGUAACUGGUAAGCCACUGGUCUUCCAGGGCCUGUCAGAGGAGAAAGUGGACUUGGCCCAAUGGGCCCGUAAUUGUUACAAGAAAGGAAGCCUUGAUGAAAUCGUGGACCGGUAUUUGACGGGCCAGAUUGCACCGAUGGCCUUGCAGAAGUUUGGUGAGGUUGCAGAGAAUUGUGCGCGCGAACAGGGAAAUGAACGGCCUACAAUGUGGGGAUAUCGUGGGAGCAUCGGAGCUUACAUUGCAACUUCAAGAAUCCGUAGAAGAAAACACGAACAGCGGCGAUGCUAUUAUCUCUAAUAAAUUUGUUCAGGUGAGAACACAAUAAAAUCUCAAUCAACAU